Didymodactylos carnosus is the source of this 635-nucleotide messenger RNA. The record is from the annotation of a GenBank genome assembly. NCBI's taxonomy places the organism in Eukaryota, Metazoa, Rotifera, Eurotatoria, Philodinida, Philodinidae.
CCCCCCCCCCCCCCCCCCCCCCACCCUUAAUUGCAAAUGAAGGUUUGCUCUUCGACGUAGAACCUCUAGCAAUUAUAACAAAACUGCAUUUUUCGAGAGCUUUUUUAUCUUUCAUCCCUUUUCGUGAGACACUGGUGCUGGAAAUAUUAAGUCUUUACCUAUUGCACUGAAAUUUUAUCGUGAAUACAUAGGUUCGUAAUUGCCGACUUGUUGGCUUACCAGAUUUAUUAGUCGGAAAAGAGUAUGUUAGAAGUAAAAUUGUUGAUUUUUUAAAUCAUUUGAUUGAUAUUGGCGUUGCUGGUUUUCGUAUUGAUGCAGGUAACUUUGUACACCUACAAACUAUUCCUUCAUACGGCAAAACAAUUUUGGUAGCGCUGCGGUUUUGGAAUCUGUUUGAUGACUGUUUUCAUCAUUCAGUUACUCAAAGUCUUUAGUCUAUUCUUACUAAGUUUGAGCCUCAACUUCGAAAUGUUUAUUAUUUUGUGGAAAAAUCAUAGAGCAUGACAAAGGACGGGGUGCAAUAAGAACGAGGAUCGGCUCCAUUUCAGAUCUUCUCGAAAGGUAUCUAGAAUAAAAGAUCAUACAAUUUUACUUCUAACAUACUCUUUUCCGACUAAUAAAUCUGGUAAGCCAAC